This is a messenger RNA of Coregonus clupeaformis (lake whitefish), 702 nucleotides long. RefSeq names its product transmembrane protein 131-like. Bases 1 to 702 code for a protein of 233 amino acids. Gene Ontology annotation, cellular component: membrane. The record is from RefSeq and is a predicted model, not a curated record. Lineage: Eukaryota; Metazoa; Chordata; Actinopteri; Salmoniformes; Salmonidae. The transcript is spliced from 7 exons.
AUGGCGUCUUUAGGAAGUGGCCGGGGUCCUGCUUCCAGAGCGUUGAGGACAACGCGGCCGGGGGUGGAGCAGCGACUCAACCUCCAGAUCAGGCUGUCGGAGCGCACAGAACGCCCCGCUGACCUGGACAAGCUCAAGCCCUACGUCAUCGAACACAUCCUAGUCCUAUUGGUCGCCUCAGCGACGGGCCGCGGCUCCGCCAACGGGGAGCCAAAAAUAGGAAUUUAUAUGUUGAAUUCAGGAGGAAAGAAACUUUAUGUGAAGGAAAUGGAGUUGUUAUCCGAAGUGGAUAGCACUCUGGAGUUCAGCCCAGUCCUGCUGAGAGCAUCAGCGACAAACUUCACACAAGUGGCUACACUAGCCUGCAGAGGGUCUCUGCCAGGUCAGGGUAGAAGAUGCUCCAGUCAUAUUAGCCUACAGGUCCUGGGGAAUCACACAGUGAACACUUUCCCUGGCUUCCACAUCACACACAGGGGGUUGGAGCUGUCUAGUCUCUUCCAGGUGAGGCAGUGGGGGGCAGACCACGUGGACCUGUGGCUGUCCAACACUCUCCACUUCCCCCUCACCGUCCAGGACGCCACCCUCUCCCCAGAGUCCCAGGGCUUAUUCAAGGUGGUCAACUUCAACGGGCGGUGUCAGUGCCCCAGGGUGGCUGCUGGCGGCUCCUCUCCCUGCAGCUCCUCAACAGGAGCCUGCCCCUAA